AGAUGGAUGCCGCCCUCCGCAGCGGUGGACGGCUCCAUGGAGGCGGGCGACGACGAGGAGUCUAGUCCGGAAUCGGGCAGCAGCGAUCCCCCCAUCAGCGUAGGUUCCGAGGACAGCGCCGGUGGCGUGCUGGGCGGCGGGCUGGGCGGCCUUGGAGAACGUGAGCGUGCCGUCUCGCCGCCGGAAGGCUCCGUGUUGAUUGGUGGCGGCAACAGCGUGUCCGAAGAUGACAUUCUCAACGAGUCCGAGGAAGACGAGCUGUCGGACGAGGACAUUGGUGGAUCUGGACGUCACCAACCCGGCAGUGACUUCGAUUUCUGAGGAAAACUCGAGGUUCACUGGGGGAAGGUUGCUU
This is a messenger RNA of Cladocopium goreaui, 355 nucleotides long. Lineage: Eukaryota; Dinophyceae; Suessiales; Symbiodiniaceae. The record is from the annotation of a GenBank genome assembly.